AUGCGAACGCAUGCGACGAUCAAAGGCUUCUGCCUGUGCCACAUACUCUGCGUGUGGCGAGUCAUCGGUCGGCUGGGCAUCUAUCUGGGCUUCUACAAUCUGACCUGGACGAAGGACGCGCGGUUCGUGCGGGGCGAGCUGUUCUAUGUGCAGAUGAUGACCCUGAUGUACAUGAUCAGCUCGCUAGGCUAUCUGUGGCUCAGCCAGGGCUGGGUGUACGACGGGCUGCUGUUCCUGGUCUUCGUGCCGCUCUACGUCUACUUUGUGGUGCUGCGCCAGCAUCUCGUCUCGCUCCUGAACGCCUGCAGCCAAACGCAUGGCACACUGCAACGCGUCCUGGGCACCUGGMUGUGCGUGCCSCUCUGGCGGGAGUGCGGCCUCACCCUGCUGCUGUCCGCCGAGGUGCUGGGGCUGUUCGUCUGGCAGUUCCACGUGUACUACAACUACCAGGCCUGCUUCAUAGCUGGCACCUCGCUCAUCUACUACAUGCACCUGCUCUUCCUGGGCAACUAUCUCAUCUGGCUGGCCAGCAUCUACCGGGCGCUGAACACAUUUCUGCAGCAGCACAUGCGGAGCUCCCGCCUGGGCAUCCUGCGCACCGUGCUGCGCGAGCAGGCGAGCCUCUGGUGCCUGCAUUGGCGCAUUAUGCGCUACCUGGCACUGCAUCUGCUCAGCUUCUUGGGCUUGAUUGCGUACCGCUUCGGCAAACUGCUGCCCGACUGGCGAGCCCCCGACCAGCUGAAUGUGGAUCGCAUAUUGGCGUCCCAUCUGCUGCUGCUGCUGCUCACAUUUCUGACACUGAUGCUCUGCUCCAUCGACGUGCAGCUCCAGCACUGGCAGUUCAACGCCAACUAUCUGCGCAUGGAAGAUCGCCUGGAGUACUUCAAGCUGCGCUCCUGGUGUCUGCUGCGCAACCAGACGCUGCCCAUGCCCUUCGGCCUGCCCAUACAGCGGAUCUGCAUCAAGCCACAGCACAAGCGGGACAUCAUCAGCAUGCUGUUUUUCAGCAAUUUGCCUGUAACGCAGCUGCGUCGCUGCGUCCCUCUGCCCCUGGCCAUCGUGGGCGUCGGCGCCAAACAUCUACAAUUGACGCUGCCCAUCCUGCUGCGCACCUUCGUCCGAGUGGGCUGCCAGUUUCUGCUCUGCCUCUACCUCUACUCGCGCCAGCACCCGGCAAUGCAAAUUAACUUCUACGACAGCUAUACGAAGGGCAAUUUCGAUAUAAAUGUGACCAACACAAUUAGCCAGAUCUAUCGCAGCUAUCAGCUUGAUGAGAUCGAGUGA
Molecule: messenger RNA, 1284 nt
Organism: Drosophila arizonae
Lineage: Eukaryota; Metazoa; Arthropoda; Insecta; Diptera; Drosophilidae
Source: RefSeq, a predicted model, not a curated record